This is a messenger RNA of Cynara cardunculus var. scolymus (artichoke), 886 nucleotides long. RefSeq names its product cyclin-U4-1-like. Gene Ontology annotation, biological process: regulation of cyclin-dependent protein serine/threonine kinase activity. NCBI's taxonomy places the organism in Eukaryota, Viridiplantae, Streptophyta, Magnoliopsida, Asterales, Asteraceae. Bases 170 to 769 code for a protein of 199 amino acids. Gene Ontology annotation, molecular function: protein kinase binding. The record is from RefSeq and is a predicted model, not a curated record. The transcript is spliced from 2 exons.
AAGCAAGCUAAGUCUGACCUGGAGGUUGAAGACAUGCAUGUCAUGAAUUCUUCCAAAAAAAGCCACACAGCUCACACCCAACGCAUUCUCUAAAACCCUUAUUGUGUAUAUAACAACACACAUACUACCACGGUGUUAUGUGUGUGUUUCUGAACCUUCUGGAACAUCAAUGGCGGAUCUUGUKAUGCCCAACCUCAUAAAUCUCUUAUCGUCUCUCCUCCAAAGAGUUGCUGAAUCUAACGAUUUUGAGCGUCCUUUAAACACUCAGAAGAUAUCUGUUUUUUAUGCGUUGAUUAAGCCGAAUAUAAGCAUCGGGAGAUACCUGGAGCAGAUCUUCAAGUACGCCAAUUGCAGUCCUUCGUGCUUCGUGGUGGCUUAUAUCUAUCUCGAUCGGUUCGCAAAGAAACAACCGCUUUUGCCGAUCAACUCUCUCAAUGUCCAUCGAUUGCUUGUUACCAGUGUCCUUAUUUCGAUCAAAUUCAUGGAUGAUAURUGUUAUAAUAAUGCUUACUACGCAAAAGUUGGAGGGAUAUCAACGGCUGAGAUUAACCUGCUUGAAGUCGACUUCUUAUUCGGAUUGGGGUUCCAAUUAAACGUGACACCAAACACCUUCCAUGACUACUGUACAUACCUCCAAACGGAGAUGAGGAUGAUGGGAUUUCCUCCUCUGUGCUCAGCUCCACAAGUUCCUACCAUAGUSGCAGAUCAUUGUUCCAUCAACGAAGAUGAUUGCCAAUCUCAACAUCAUCAUCCACAGCUAGCCGUUUAAGGAUCUCUGGACAGAAAUAUGGGUUGACUUUUAAGUAAAAAAAAGUCAACAAAUUUUCUUUGAUUAAUUUGUCGUGCACUCGUGCUUGUCCAACAACAAGACUUACACAUUGCAUGA